GGUGGAACACGUGCGAACGCCAUUGCUAACGCGUGGGGGGAGGAGAGAGAACAUCUCGGAGUCCAUAAAAUUGAAUUGAAUCGAAUCUCUCUCUACUCGUCUUGGAAGACGACGCAGCGUGGGCGGGUUGAUUUUGGGGAUAGAAAUCGAGAGAGAAAGAGAGGGGCCAUUACACGAGCCAAACCAAGCCAAGCCAAGCCUCGCCUCGCCUCGCCUCGCCUCCCCCUCAUUUCUCAUCUCCUCUCCCUCUCUCUCUCUCUGCUCUGCUCCGAUCCCAGAUCUUCGAGCUCCUCCCUCCGCGGCGGAGAUUCGAUUCGCACGCCGCCGCCGCCGGCCGCCGCCGCCUCCCACGCGGCUUCCUCCCCGAGGCCAGCUCAGAUUCCCCCCGGAGCCUCCGUCGCGUCCUCCGUCUCCGCCAUUGCUUCGGCCUGUCGUCUCCGGCGCCGAGAUCCGGAGCUGAUCUCCGCUCGCGAUCGGUUUUCGGUUCUUCCGUUGGAGUUCCGCCGCUCGGGGGUUCGUGCUUCUUGGAUAGAUAGAGUCGGAGGAGAUGGAGAGCGAGAAGAAAUCGUCGGCGGUGUCCGAUGUGGGGGCGUGGGCGAUGAACGUGGUCAGCUCCGUCGGCAUUAUCAUGGCCAACAAGCAGCUCAUGUCCUCCAGUGGCUACGGCUUCAGUUUUGCUACGACGUUGACGGGGUUCCACUUUGCCGUGACUGCCUUGGUUGGUCUGGUGUCAAAUGCUGCUGGUUAUUCUGCAUCUAAAUACGUUCCCAUGUGGGAGCUUCUGUGGUUCUCUAUUGUUGCCAAUAUGUCCAUCACGGGGAUGAACUUAAGCUUGAUGCUUAACUCUGUCGGAUUUUACCAAAUUUCGAAACUGAGCAUGAUUCCUGUUGUUUGCGUCAUGGAGUGGAUCCUGCACAGUAAGCAUUACUCAAGGGAAGUGAAAAUGGCUGUUAUGGUUGUGGUAAUAGGAGUUGGUGUUUGCACUGUUACGGAUGUUAAAGUCAAUGCCAAAGGUUUUAUAUGUGCUUGUGUGGCUGUCCUCUCCACAUCGUUGCAGCAAAUUUCAAUAGGCUCCUUGCAAAAGAAGUAUUCGAUUGGAUCUUUUGAAUUGCUGAGCAAGACAGCUCCAAUUCAAGCCGUCUCUCUCCUUGUUUUUGGUCCAUUUGUUGAUUACUUCCUCAAUGGCAAUGCGAUAACAGACUAUAAGAUGUCUUAUGGUGCCCUGUUCUUUAUACUUCUCUCUUGCUCGCUAGCGGUAUUCUGCAACAUGAGUCAGUACCUCUGCAUAGGACGAUUCUCGGCCACCUCCUUCCAGGUUCUGGGCCACAUGAAGACAGUGUGCGUCCUCAUACUCGGGUGGGUGCUCUUCGAUUCUGCGCUGACUCUGAAGAACAUAAUGGGGAUGAUCAUCGCCGUUCUUGGCAUGGUAGUGUACAGUUGGGCCGUGGAACUAGAGAAGCAGUCAAAUGCAAAGGCCGCGCUGAAUGUGAAAAACAGUCUCACGGAAGAGGAAAUUAGACUUUUGAAGGAAGGUGUUGAGAACCCUCCCGCGAAAGACGUCGAACUUGGUGAAUCCAAGUCGAGGAGCCAUUUCUUCAGGCCUCGUUUGCCUUAUUGCGGAGUCAAAGACCUCGAGGAGUGAAAUUCCAAUUCUUAUUUCCUAAUCCUUUUAUGUCUGGAAAGAAAUGAAUAUUUUGACUAGGACAUCUCGUGGUAUCUAAUUCCUUAAAUAACGUGGAAUUGACCCAUUCAACAAAUCAA
Messenger RNA from Eucalyptus grandis, 1761 nucleotides. Its product is annotated as UDP-rhamnose/UDP-galactose transporter 2. Lineage: Eukaryota; Viridiplantae; Streptophyta; Magnoliopsida; Myrtales; Myrtaceae. The coding region runs from base 548 to 1642 and encodes 364 amino acids. Gene Ontology annotation, molecular function: UDP-galactose transmembrane transporter activity; antiporter activity. The record is from RefSeq and is a predicted model, not a curated record. The transcript has 6 exons. Gene Ontology annotation, cellular component: Golgi apparatus.